This is a messenger RNA of Triticum aestivum (bread wheat), 1656 nucleotides long. RefSeq lists its product as uncharacterized. Lineage: Eukaryota; Viridiplantae; Streptophyta; Magnoliopsida; Poales; Poaceae. The transcript has 2 exons. Bases 42 to 1277 code for a protein of 411 amino acids. Gene Ontology annotation, molecular function: protein binding. The record is from RefSeq and is a predicted model, not a curated record.
UUCAAAACCAAAUCCCUCGACAAAAUCCCCAAUCCCCGGCCAUGGCGAUGAGUCCGCCUCCGCCGCGCCGCGCCCCCAGCUCCCGUCCGACGCCGCCGCUGCCAGACGACGUCAUGCGCGAGAUUCUCCUGCGCCUGCCGGCGGACGACCCCGCGUGCCUCGUCCGCGCCGCCGCCGGCUGCAUUAGCUGGCGGGGCAUGGUCUCGGACCCCAGCUUCGCCCCCGCCUACCGCUUGCGCCGCGGUGCGCCGCCCAUGCUGGGCUUCCUCUACGACGACCGCCCAGCUGGGGAGCACUGGAUCUCCCACUUCCUCCCCACCGCGACCUCCCCCCCGCUGGCCGCCCGCGACCGCCAGCACCGGCACGCUCUCGACUCCCGGCACGGCCUCGCCCUCUUCUACACCCCUAGAAGCCACGCGCACUUCCUUGUCUGCGACCUCGUCACCGGCGAGCACUGGGAAAUUCGCGCCGACCCCAAGUGCUACAAGAUCAUUUGGUCGAAUUUGCUGCAGGAAAUGCACUCCCUGCGCGAGAAUGAGCAAAUAUCCUGUAAUGCUUCCGUGCUCUGUGCCAAGGAUGGGUGUGACCACCGUGAUUGCCAUGGCGGCCCAUUCCUCGUGGCCUUGGUGGGCUCCGACGUGGAAGGGGACACGUAUAUGAACCACGCCGCCGUCUACUCAUCAGCUACUCGCGAGUGGAGCGACGUGACCUCCGUUGAGCAAGAGAAUGUCAUCGAUGGCACGGGGCACAGUGCUGUUGUGGGGAAUACGGUCUAUGCCCCCUGCGUGGAGGAUGACAGUGUCGUGGUGUACAACACGCGUGAGAAAAAACUAUCUGUGAUCGCGGCGCCGCUUGAGGUCGAGGACCAGGAGCAGCAGCCGUACCUUGACCUCAUGGGGCUGGAGGACGGCAUGCUGCUGUUUGCGUCUGUGGUGAAGCCUAGACUCUACCUAUGGACAAUGGAGGCUGGUCCAAGAGGAGCUGCGGGAUGGGCGCGACGCAGGGUCAUCGAGCUCGGGCCAUUGCUCCCUCUUCCUGUCCUCGAGGACAAGUCGGACGUGUCUGCGGUUGGUUUUGCAGAAGGUGUUUGUGUCAUCUUCCUCAAGACAAGGGUUGGGUUGUACACAAUGGAGCUCAGUUCAGGCAAAGGCAAAAAGGUGCACCGAGGGUACAUCAAUAAGGUCAUGCCCUACAUGAGCUUCUACACUGGAGCAUGGGGGCGUCUGCCAGCAUCUAAUGUAGCUUCACGCGCAGUUGUUGAUGCUACAACGAUAUAACCGAAUGGCGUCAGGACUUGGGUUUACUUUUUCUGCCCAGGAAGAAUUUGAAGUGAACUUCAGCCUCAUUCACUGCUGGUUGUGUUGAACAGUUUGGUUAGGAUGGAUGCGCUUUCGUCCUAUUUGUACUUGUGCCAUAAACUCAAGUUCGUUUGUUCGUCCGAGUUGGGUGCGGCUCAAACUGUCCAUCAGGAGAAAUUGUAGUGAUCGGUUGACGGUUUUGUGGCAUGGAUUGGUGGAGAUUUCUCCUUCUCUAUCUUUGGCUGUUAGAGAUGAUGUUGUUGUCUUGAAAAUGCACUCUCCUGAGAUUGAUGGUGUGGAAUCUCUCUAUUCUAUGCAGUAAGAAAUUUCGGGGGAAGUAAAUCCCCACCCGGGUUCA